AUGAAGCCGUAUUCGUGCGCACAAAACGGAGCACAACUUGAAGCGGAUAACAAGAACGCGAUGACAAUGAGAGACGUGACGUUUUGCAUCGACCGAGGCGGGACGUUUACGGACGUCUACUGCGAAUACAUAGAGUCAGGAACGAAGAAGAAGAUGGCUAUUAAACUUUUAUCGGAAGACCCGAAGAAUUAUCAAUCCGCACCCCGGGAAGGUAUUCGACGCGCGUUGGAAAUCAUCACGAAGGAAAGCAUUCCGAGAGAGGUGAAAACGCCAACCGCGAGGAUUAAAUCGGUACGGAUGGGGACGACGGUUGGGACGAACGCGUUGCUGGAAAGGAAAGGAGCGAAAGUUGUCGUCGUCGUCACGCGAGGAUUCAAAGAUUUGCUCACGGUUGGGAACCAAUCGAGACCGGAGAUUUUCAAGUUGGACGCGAGGCGGCCGGCGAGUUUAGCCGAGAGAGGCAUCGAGGCGGAGGAAAGGGUGAGACCGGUUCGAUGUUCGACGAUGAGUGGAUAUGGAGAAUUCUAUUAUAGAAAAGGGAACGAGGUGGUUGAUAUGGCUAAAGUGAAAACAAACGAGGAGAUUGAAAUCGUGGAAAAAUUAAACGUGGAGAGUUUACGGCAAUCGCUUUUGGAGGCAAAAAAGGAUGGGUUCACCUCCGUGGCGGUAGUUUUGAUGCACUCGUACGCGUAUCCAGAACACGAAAUUAUGAUUGGUGAAUUAGCCGAGGAGCUUGGUUUCGAGCAAAUUUCGUUAUCGUCCGCGUUGACGCCGAUGGCGAGGGCGGUGCCGAGAGGACACACCGCUGCCGUGGAUGCCUACUUGACGCCAAAGAUCAAAGAGUACGUGAAGACGUUUGUGGAAGGGUUUGAUGACGGGUUAAUGCGAGAUGUUCCGGUGUUGUUCAUGCAAAGCGACGGAGGCAUGACGUCUGCGGAUAGAUUUUGUGGGUAUAAAGCGAUUCUGAGCGGACCAGCGGGAGGAGUUGUCGGGUACGCUCGCACGGCGACGGAGGAAAGUAGUAGUAGUAGUAAUCCGAACGAAGAAGAUGACGAAAAAAUAGAAUCCGUAAUUGGGUUUGAUAUGGGUGGUACGUCCACGGACGUUUCACGAUACGAUCCGAAACAAGGGUACGAGCACGUUACCGAAACCGUCACCGCAGGUGUCGUCGUGCAGUGUCCGCAACUUGACAUUUCCACCGUAGCCGCGGGCGGAGGGAGUAAACUGAAAUUCUUCGCCGGAGGAUUCCAAGUUGGUCCGGAAAGUGUUGGCAGUGAACCUGGACCGGCAUGUUAUAGAAAAGGCGGCGAGUUAGCAGUCACAGAUGCGAAUGUCGUUUUGGGACGAGUGCUACCGGAAUACUUUCCAAAAAUUUUCGGUCCGGAUGAGAAUGAGCCGCUCGAUCGAGCGGCGUCGGUGGCAAAAUUUGAACAGUUGCGAGAUGAAAUCAACGCUUGGUUUCGCGAGCGCGAAAUAGAAAAUAGCAAUAGUAAUAGCAGCAGCAGUCACAUAGAUUUAUCGACCGAAGAGGUCGCAUUAGGUUUCCUUCGCGUCGCGAACGAGGCCAUGUGCCGCCCGAUUCGAGAAAUUACCGAAUCGAAGGGGUUUGAAACGUCCAAGCAUAUUUUAUCCGCCUUUGGUGGUGCUGGUCCGCAACACGCGUGCGCGGUGGCGAAAGCGUUAGGCAUUCGAUCCGUCAAAGUUCACAAAUACUCAGGAAUAUUGAGCGCUUUUGGUAUGGGUUUAGCCGAUGUCGUUCGAGAAAAACAAACCGCGUGCUUCGCGGCGUAUUCCAAAGAGAACGAAAAGUUAUUCGAAAAGACUGCCGAUGAGCUUCGCGAAGUCGUCACGCGAGAAUUAGUCGAAGAAGAAGGGUUUACCAGAGACGUCAUCGAAACCGAACUAUAUUUGAACAUGCGCUUUGAAGGCACGGACGCUCCGAUGAUGAUUAAAGAGCCAUCGAAAAAAUCCAACCCUUCGCGUUCGUUCAUGGAUGAAUUUCGAGACCGCUUUCGCGCGGAGUACGGAUUCGUGAUGGAAAAUCGCGAAGCAAUCGUCGAUGACGUUCGCGUGAGAGGCGUUGCGAAAUCCGAAGUGAAUUUAUUAGUUUCUGAAGGAGAAGAAACACGUCAAGAAAUGCAAAAGAAUGGCAGCACCAGAAGCUUAGAGCAGCGAGAGAAAUCGCAAACAAAGACGUACUUUGAAGGCGAGAACGGAUGGACCGAAACGCCGGUGUACGAAUUGCUCGAUUUAUUCCCGCGAGAUGAAAUCGUUGGACCGGCUAUAAUUAUGAACGGCACAUCCACGUGCGUCAUCGAACCCGAGUGCGUCGCGUUGGUAACAGGUGCGGGCGAUCUCGAGAUUACCGUCGAUGGAAUGUCAUCAUCAAAAUCUUCCUCUUCGGGCAAAAAAGCUUCUUUUGAAUUAGGGGUUGAUGAGGACGACGACGACUUCGACGAAGUUGCGUUUUCGAAAAAAAUCGCUGAUCCUGUGCUCGUUUCGUUAUACAACAAUCGAUUCAUGGGUAUCGCAGAGCAAAUGGGACGCACUUUACAACGCACGGCGGUAUCUACCAACAUAAAAGAGCGUUUGGAUUUUUCGUGUGCGAUUUUCUCGCCGAGCGGAGGGUUGGUCGCCAACGCGCCGCACGUGCCCGUUCAUUUGGGUGCAAUGUCCUCAACUGUUUCUUGGCAGCUGAAACAUUUGAAAGGCGAUUUACAAGACGGCGACGUGCUUGUCACCAACCACCCGUGCUCGGGUGGCUCGCAUUUACCGGACAUUACCGUUGUCACCCCCGUGUUCUUCAAAGGAAACAAGUUGGAGUUUCUCGUCGCGUCGAGAGGGCAUCACGCGGAUGUUGGCGGGGCGACGCCGGGUUCUAUGCCGCCAUUUUCAACAAAGUUGAGUGAAGAAGGCGUGGCAAUUGAAUCUUUCAAGAUAUUAAAGAAAGGCGUGUACGACGAGGAAGGUUUGGUGAAGAUAUUGAAAGAAGGCAAAUCGAGAAAGAUUGAGGACAAUUUGAACGAUUUGCGCGCGCAAGUUGCAGCCAACGCGCGAGGGAUUCAAUUGAUUCGCGAGUUAAUGCGGGAUUCUGGGACAAAAGAAACGAGAGAGUACAUGCGUUUCGUGCAAAUGAACGCCGAACUAGCCGUCCGUGAAACGUUAAAAGCGUUUGCGAGUAAGAUUCUUGCAAAAAGAAACGAUACUCGAAGCGAGACGGUGACGGUUGAGGCGUCUGAUUUCAUGGACGACGGUUCUGAAAUUAAACUUUCACUGACGCUGAACGCCAAAGACGGCUCGGCCAUUUUUGAUUUCGCGGGAACUGCUCCAGAAGUUGUGGGAAACUGGAACGCUCCACCGGCGGUUACCGUUGCCGCGGUGAUCUACGCCUUGCGAUGUAUCGUAGAUGAACCGAUCCCACUGAAUCAAGGCUGUUUAGCGCCAGUCGACGUUCGAAUCCCAGACGGGUGCUUCUUGUCCCCGUCAUCGACUGCCGCUGUCGUCGGUGGCAACGUCUUAACUUCGCAGCGAGUCACCGAUGUCAUUUUCGAAGCUUUCGAAGCGGCGGCGAAUUCGCAAGGAUGCAUGAAUAACUUCACCUUUGGAGACGAAACGUUUGGCUAUUACGAAACCAUCGGUGGUGGUGCCGGUGCGGGUCCAGACUUUGUCGGUGCGAGCGGUACGCAAACGCACAUGACCAAUACGCGCAUCACGGACGUGGAAAUCCUCGAACGUCGAUACCCUGUGCUCGUAAAUACGUUCGCGUUGAGGCAAGGUUCCGGCGGCGAAGGUAAGAACAAAGGCGGCGAUGGAUUAGUCAGAGAGUUUACGUUUCUCAAACCGCUCGUGGCGAACGUGUUGAGCGAACGACGCGAGAGGAAUCCGAGAGGGUUGGGUGGUGGUCACGACGGUGCGAAAGGAAGAAAUCUACUCAAGAGGAAAGGGAGUGAAAACUUUGAAGUCAUCGGCGGGAAGGUGUCCAUCAACGUCGACGCGGGCGAUGUUUUGAGAAUCGAAACGCCCGGGGGUGGUGGAUAUGGGCCUAAAUGA
Bathycoccus prasinos is the source of this 4050-nucleotide messenger RNA. Its product is annotated as 5-oxoprolinase. Bases 1 to 4050 code for a protein of 1349 amino acids. The transcript has a single exon. Gene Ontology annotation, molecular function: 5-oxoprolinase (ATP-hydrolyzing) activity. The record is from RefSeq and is a predicted model, not a curated record. NCBI's taxonomy places the organism in Eukaryota, Viridiplantae, Chlorophyta, Mamiellophyceae, Mamiellales, Bathycoccaceae. Gene Ontology annotation, cellular component: cytosol. Gene Ontology annotation, biological process: glutathione metabolic process.